UUCUCUCUUUUAUUUUGAAAUCAGAAUCAGUCUUCUCUUCUCUUAUCAUUUCCGAUGAUGAUUUUGUUCCACUGAUUGAUCGAUCACUCCAGUCCAGUAAACAAAUCUCGCCGGAGUUUCUUCCCGCCGGGAUUAAAUCAUGCCUUUGCCUAUAUUCCCGUCACGGUUACAGUGUUCGUCUUCGUCGUCGCGAUACUCGCUUCCUCGGCCGAAGCCUCGAAUCGAUCCUAGCUUGACCUUAAUUCCAGGCUUAUCCAACGACGUAGCGAGGCUGAUCCUCUCCUUCGUCCCUUACCCUCACAUCUCUCGUCUCAAAUCGACUUGUAAAUCGUGGUACGCUUUCCUCUCUUCCAAAACCCUAAUUUCACUCCGCCAUAGCCGAGACAACAGAGACGGCGACAAUCUCUCGCAUCUCCUUUGUAUCUUCCCUCAAGAUCCUUCGAUUUCGCCUCCGCUUCUCUUCGAUCCCGUGACUCUGUUCUGGAGACCGCUUCCUCUCAUGCCUUGUAACCCUCACGUUUACGGUCUCUGCAAUUUCGUAGCCGUGUCUCUUGGUCCCUACGUUUAUGUCCUCGGUGGUUCUGCUUUUGACACUAGGUCGUAUCCUCUCGAUGUUCCUUUGCCUACUUCUUCUGUGUUCCGUUUCAGUUUCGUCAAAUCGGUUUGGGAACGGCUCUCUCCGAUGUUGUCUCCGCGUGGAAGCUUCGCUUGUGCUGCGAUGCCUGGUUUGUCUGAUCGGAUUAUUGUGGCGGGAGGAGGAUCACGGCACACGUUGUUUGGUGCUGCUGGAAGUAGAAUGAGCUCGGUUGAGAUGUAUGAUGUUGAGAAAGAUGAGUGGAGAGAGAUGGAUGAAUUGCCUAGGUUUAGAGCAGGAUGUGUUGGCUUCUUGGUUGGGAAUGAGAAUGAGAAGGAGGAGAAGGAAGAGAGAGAGUUUUGGGUGAUGGGUGGAUACGGCGGAUCAAGGACUGUUUCUGGGAUUCUUCCUGUUGAUGAGUACUAUAAAGACGCUGCAGUGAUGGAUUUGAGAGUAGAUGGUGGCGAGAAAUGGAGGCUAGUUGGAGAUAUGUGGGGAGAAGAAGAGAGACCUAAGCUUGGGAAGAUUGUUGCUGUUGAUUGUGGUAAGCCUGUGUUUUUCAUGUUGGAUAGGGAUUGGAUUCUUAGGUAUGAGAUAUGUUCCAAUAGGUGGAGAAAGGAGUCAAGUGUGCCUAAGAAAGCUCAUUAUGACAAACCAGUUGGUUUUGUCGCACUGAACGGUGAAUUACAUGUUAUGAUUCUUUUGGAUGGUUAUAACCUGAUGGACACAAGGCAUACUAGACAACAGAGGAAUGCUGGAUCUUUGAUGAUUCAUAUGUAUGAUCCAAAGAAGAAAACUUGGAGAUCAGUUGUCUCAAAGCCACCGUUCAAUCAUCAACUCGAUUUCAGGACCACGGUUAUGUGCACCAUCCGAUUGUAGUAGGUUUAGAACCUCUCUCAUCACAUCGUGUUUAGAAUAAAAUCUGCUGUUCAUGGUGUGAGCUCGGAUGAAGUUAGUAUUGACUAUUGAAUCUGUUUCUUUUGCCAUAUGCAUAUCCUUCCCAUGUUAGUAGUUGUACAGAUUGAAAAACAAAAAAAAAGGAACUUCCAUAUUCGGUUAUAUUGUAAUACAAACUAUAAUAUACUAUGGCUUUGUAUAAAAUUGCUCUUAGCUGUGAACAAUGCAACAUUUGCAGCCUUGCAGUUA
Molecule: messenger RNA, 1720 nt
Organism: Capsella rubella
Lineage: Eukaryota; Viridiplantae; Streptophyta; Magnoliopsida; Brassicales; Brassicaceae
Product: F-box/kelch-repeat protein OR23
Exons: 1
Coding region: 140-1453 (437 amino acids)
Molecular function (GO): protein binding
Source: RefSeq, a predicted model, not a curated record